This is a messenger RNA of Styela clava, 1777 nucleotides long. Lineage: Eukaryota; Metazoa; Chordata; Ascidiacea; Stolidobranchia; Styelidae. The record is from RefSeq and is a predicted model, not a curated record.
UUCAAAUUGCAACGUCAAUGGAAUUGGCAAACAGGGAUGUGGUCGAAAUAUCAAGUGGCAGUGUUAUGCCAAUGGUGAAGGAGCAAUAUUUUUCUAGAAAGCAAUGGUUUAAUACCUCAAAAUGUACACUCUAAAAAAACUUGAGUCAAUCGCGUGACUAAUUCGGAAGAGUUAGGAACAAAAUGACUCAAUCGUGACUCGAGCGUCAUUUCUCUCGCACUCUCACUCGUUUUUAAGUCAAAUAUUCUCUCGUUUGACGACCGCCUUCUUUCUCUCGCCGCUAAUUUCUCUGUUUAUUUUUUAAAGUUGGAACCGGCGAAGCGUGGAAUUGGGCGGGGAAAUUGUUUUCGAAGUCGUCAUUUUCCUUCUCGCGUUGUCGACGGCGGUGGUUUCGGCCGAAGGUUAUCAUGCAGCAUGGCCACUCACAGCUUGCGUGGCCUAUCAGUUACGGUUAAAGAUAUUAUGCUGGGAUUUUUAUUUUGCGUGAGAGGCCAAUAGGACAGUUGGAUGGGGUAGGCUAGGUCGUUGUUUUUUACAGUUGGAUUACAGAGUGAAUUGCUGUUAUGAAAGAAUGGAAUUUAGCUUUCACCUGCUACAUUCUGACAGUGCUAACAGUUUCGGAGCGAUUGUCCGUUGUCGGGCCAUUAUUAUGAUCCUCUUCGUGGUUCCGGCUUUAUAGAAAACAAGCUCAAAACUUUACGAAAACAAAUGGCAAUAGAAGAUAAGAUGUAUAAAAAACAAAAAAGAGAAGCCACUCAACAUAUGCAAGUAGUUCCAGUUUUGGGAGUAGCGAAGAUGCUGACACCAGUGGGAGUACUGUUGAACUGGAUGCCUCACUUCUGGAAGACGAUAGCCCUAUACUGAAGGUGGGAAAUUUCUGAUUUUUUUAUAUGUGGUUAUUUUUAUUUCUCCGCAGCUAGUAUUUUAUGGGAAUAUUUUAUAUGUAUAUUGCUUUUCAGAUUAAAUGGCUGAUAGAAACCACACCUAACAAGGACAAUAAGGCAGAAAUAUAUAACAUAAUGAAGGAAAGUCAUGACUAUCGUAGGCUUGAAAUACAGCUGAAGCCUAUGACCUUAACUGACAUUUUAGAAAAGUACCCAAGGUUCUGUGAUGCUUAUGAGGGUGGAUUGAUUAACUGUGAAUUUGAGAUGAAUUGCCCGGAGUGUAAGAAGUUUAUGGAAAUUUUUCCACCACUCAUUCAAAAAAUUUUUAAAAUGGAUCAGGAUUGUGUUCAGUGUGAUGAUGAUGGACUAAAGAGUCUUCUAGUUCUAUCGAGGAUUUUGCCACCUCUCAACACAAAGGGGAAGAAAGGACAAGAGCAGUGGGCAUUAUUUAAGUUUCAAGGAGUGCGUACUCUGUUUCCUAACUUGUUUGCAAAAUACCAUAGCAGAUGCAACGUGACAUGCUUCUGAAUGAGUUUUCAAAGUGAUGACAUCCUUUGGAAACUUAUUCAUUCAUUUUUAUUCAGGCCGGCUGCAACGUUGGAUAUUAUGCUGAAACCAAGCCUCCAUCAUUGAGACAGCCAUUUUUAUUGGUCAUUGGUCCGAAAUCUGAUCCUGAGGAAUUCUUCUUAAUUCUUGACAAGAAAGCGGUGCCAGUUGGAAAUUCAUCAUUGUUGGCUUUUUAUAGACUGUUCGCUUCGUUUUGGAUAUUUGGAAUUGAGUACUAUGAAAAACUGGCAACUUUCUUCAAUUUUUUUGAAGCUAUUCUUUUCGGCAUGGCUCCCAAACCUUCAGUGGCCUCAUUGUUGGCUGCAUUGGACUUUGUGUAAAAAAAA